Molecule: messenger RNA, 2013 nt
Organism: Candidula unifasciata
Lineage: Eukaryota; Metazoa; Mollusca; Gastropoda; Stylommatophora; Geomitridae
Source: the annotation of a GenBank genome assembly
ACAAUGGAAGAAAAAGAGCUGCGAGAACGCCAGGGCGGCAUCUGCCCUCAGUGCCACAUAGUUGUGCCCUAUGUGCCCACGCAGUCCGAAGUGCACAGUAUGUUAGCAGAGGCGACUAGAAAGUACUUGAAACUGUUAAAGCAAAACUUUUGGAUGCAGUUUGAGCGGGGUCUUCUGACAGGGUACAGUGUCCGGAAAUUGAUAGAGAUGGCAGAGGAGGCGACUGAUCGGGAUUGUGAAAUGAUUAGAGUAAACGAAAUAAAAGGAAUGUGGAAGGUUCCUCCAAACCUAGCUUACAUUAAACGUAUCAUCACUUCCAACUGCGUCAUGUUCCCACUCAGUGAGGAGAAAAAUGGUUCGGUCUUUUAUCUAACUAUGUGUUUACUCAGCGAAAGCUCAUUCCUUCUGUUUGGGAUCUUCGGAACGGACGCUAUCAUCAUCCUGGCCACUGGGUUAAUUAUGGUGUUCACUGAAAUUUACAAACCUGGAUAUCACACGAUGAUUGCCGUUCACAAUGUCAACUUGAUGAUGUCUAUUUUUUCUACAGCAUACUUUGUCUUUAGGCUGGUCAUGUUUCGCUUGAUUUAUGUGAAAACUGUGUGGUUUUACCUGAACGCCACCUGCCUGAUCUUCGGCUAUAUCGAGCUUAUCUACAUUUUUAGAGACGUCAUCGGCUGGUAUCAGAAUGUCAAAUAUGAUUUCAGCCUCAAUCCAUUGGAAAGUUUCGGUCAAUUAGGGAUAGUGAUGCUUGUAUCGAGAUGUCUUCGGUUGGUACAGCUUUGUGAGUUUGGUGCCCUGGUGACGCUGGACUUGAUCAAACAAAACAUUCGGGACCGUCUUACCAUGGGAUGUGAUCUCGCUAGGGGAUUUGUCCGAGCCAAUGAGGUGGCGGUGCGCAUGGUGGAGGAUAUCUCUGACGAUACCUAUGUCCAGGGCAAAAUCAAGUCCAAGGCGGAACUGGCAACCCUGAGCGUGCUCAGAGAAUUGGGUCUGCUGCAGGGUAUACAUCCAGACGUUGCUCUUGGCGUGAAGACCUGCCAAGCCAUCCGCUCAGUGCUCAAUGCUCUAAGAGAAGGCAUGCAUCACUUGAUUGAGGAAGGGGGCAUUGACGAACCAGAGGGGAUGCUGUUUGUCAAGGUUAUAGAGUCUAAAAUGAAGCGAGUGAUGGCGAAUCCACCUCGGCUGCUGAUUCCCUCUCCGAGGAAGAUCUUGGAGAGCAUUCCAUGGAUUGAUGGAAACCAGAAUGUAGUGGACUUCAUUCUGAAUCUGUCAGAGAGGCGGAGGUAUCACUACGGGGACAAUAUCAUGAAGAUUGGGGACAUUGCUGAUGGGAUACACUUUAUUGUUAGUGGCCUUGUGAAGGUAGAGGUGCCCCUGGACACCGCCAAAACCGACAGUGGGAGCCAAGCUGUUCGUCUGCUGGACUUCCUCUCCACGGGGAAUGUCAUCGGCGAGCGGAGUGUCAUGAUGGAGCAGACGCGGAAAGCGACUUUAUCUUGCGAGACAAUAGUUGAGACCAUCUUCUUGAGUACGGACAAACUGAAAUUAACCAUUGACACGUUUUCAUACUUGGACCCCCCGCUGAAGCAUCGCCUUUGGAGAGUGUGUGCCAUCAAAGUAGCACUUACUAUCCUCACUAACAUGCCAAGCUAUCGCGGAAUGCGACAAGACACCCUCCUGAGCCGACUAGAAGGUGCAGAAUUGGUACACCUGGAGACGACAAACUCCUUUGAUAUCAGCGCCAACAUGGUGGAUGUCAUUCUUAUUGUAGGGAAAGGGAAAGACACGCUGACAAAGGACGUCUAUGCUGGACCCUGUUAUAUUCCCAAGAAUGUUAUGGAACUGUCGUUUACACCGGAGCAAGUCCCCUCGCCAUUGAUCUUGUACACGGAGAAAUCCGCAGGUACCGCAUCGACAGGUGCCAGGUUAAGCUUGUGCAUCCCUGAACAGAAGAGCCUUCUUGCCGAGGUCAGCAAAACGAAACUGGGCAGCCUGCAGAAACUCAACUUCUGA